ACGACGAGCACACGUCGAACACCAGGCAUUACAUAAUAAAUCUCCCUGCGAGCGUUACAAUAGAGCCGUUGCCGAAACAGCUGAACCAACAGCAAGAGGUGGCCAACAGAAUAGCCGGUUUUUGAGUUUUUAAGUUUUUAAACGAGAGAGAGAGCCACCGCUUAACUGACGUGUCAUUCAACUCGAUCGAGAAGCCGAGAAAACCGAGAAUUUCAGAAUUUCAGAGAGCACAGCCAGUCCGCGCUGACAACCGGCAAGUGUAGGGUCAAGUUCAGAAGUCUCUGUUUUUGCCACGAAGAUGAUGCGGAUUUUGGUGACUCUGCUGCUGGCCGCUCUCCACUCGCUGCCCUCCACCUGGGCCAUAUCCUGCACUGGCUGCGUGGACCUGGAUGAGCUUAACUUCCAGAAGACUGUGGAGCGAUUUCCCUACGCGAUUGUCAAGUUCGACAUUGCAUUCCCCUAUGGGGAUAAACAUGAGGCUUUUGCCGCCUUCUCGAAGGCCGCCCAUAAGGCAACCAAAGAUUUACUAGUGGCCACCGUGGGCAUCAAGGAUUAUGGCGAAUUGGAGAACAAGGCCCUGGGCGACCGUUACAAAGUUGACGACAAGAACUUUCCGGCUAUCUUCUUGUUCAAAGGCAGUGUCGAGGAGUACAUCCAGCUCCCCAGCCACAUGGACGUUACACUGGAUAAUUUGAAGGCCUUUGUCAGUAGCAACACUCCACUGUACAUCGGUCGCGAUGGCUGUAUCAAGGAGUUCAAUGAUGCCCUGAAGAACUACGCCAAUGUGCCCGAUGCAGAGCAACUGAGUCUCAUCGAGAUCCUGCAAGAGAAACAGGAGCUGCUGGCCAAUCCCGAGGAGCAGCAGAGUGCCAAGGCCUAUUUGGUGUACAUGCACAAGAUCCAUGAGCUGGGGUACGACUUCCUGGAGGAGGAGACCAAGCGCCUGUUGCGCCUCAAGGCCGGCAAGGUCACAGAGGCCAAGAAGCUGGAGCUCCAGAGGAAGCUGAACAUCCUGGAGGCCUUCAGAGUUCACAAGGUCACAAAGACCUCGUCCGGGAAGGAGGAGCUCUAAACUUGUCAAUUUUAAUCUGUUAAAACUGUAAAAAAUAAGAAAAUCUCUUACAUUCUAUUAAAAAGCCGGAACUUGGUCCAGAAAUGUAAAUGUACAAAAAAUAAGAAUAAACCAAACGAAUUUUGGUUCCACAUAAAUAUUGUAUUUAUCCCAAAGAUAAUUGGAUUUUAAAUAAUAUUUUUAAUUUUAGUCAUGCUAACCGAAGACGACCAAACAUGUAAAAUAAUUUUAGAGCUACAUAUAUAGGUUUUGUUGAAUCUGUUUUACAAAGGGGACGAAAAUAUAAUUUUGAACACUUUUCACACCCGAUUUUCUGCUCUCAAACACAAUACACUUCCGAAACACUUCAAACAUAUCUAAAUCCUAAAUUAAAUACAAUAAAUAAUGCGAAAACAAA
Messenger RNA from Drosophila elegans, 1469 nucleotides. RefSeq names its product protein windbeutel (gene wbl). Bases 299 to 1072 code for a protein of 257 amino acids. The transcript has 3 exons. Gene Ontology annotation, biological process: protein secretion. NCBI's taxonomy places the organism in Eukaryota, Metazoa, Arthropoda, Insecta, Diptera, Drosophilidae. The record is from RefSeq and is a predicted model, not a curated record. Gene Ontology annotation, cellular component: endoplasmic reticulum lumen; endoplasmic reticulum.